GUUCAGGUUUCCACUUUGAUUGUUGGUGUUUUUUGUUUAUCGUUUAAUUGUUUUGCUUUUUUUUAGUUUAAUUCUCAAUUGACAAAUAGCCUGGAGAUAAUUAAAGUGUUAUCAUGUGUUGAUUCACAGAGAAAGCGACAUUUUUAAUCGUUGAUUGUGAUUCUAAUUGUGUGGCCUUUAAUUGUUUCUACUACGAAAUUGAUAAGUGAUCAUUUUGGUCUUUACCUGUUGAUCAUUUUAGUGGAAAUUUUUUCUCCAUCUUAAUCUAAUCCUAAUUAUCUUUACAAUUCAAGAUUUCGUUUGUGGUUUUUAAUCAAUUGAGCUGAAUUCUUGAUGAAAUUCUGUGCCUAAUUUCUUGGUUUCUUUGGUGUUUUUAUCAAUCAUCUCUAAAGUGUUUGGAGAGUUUCUUUUUUAACUUAACUUAUUACUUUUCUUUUUCUAUCAAUUCUAUUUAUUGAAUAUUAUAAACAAAGAAAAUGUCUUAUCCGGUUGAUGAUCCACCAGCUCCAAGAACGGAAGCCGAAAGGCUACGAAUGAGAGCAAAUGAGAUAACCGAUGAGUCACUUGAAUCAACUCGUCGUAUGUUACAAUUAGUCGAAGAUAGUAAAGAGGCUGGAAUAAAAACUCUGGUCGCUUUGGAUGAACAAGGUGAACAAUUGAACCGAAUUGAGGAGGAUAUGGAUAAGAUAAAUGCUGAUAUGAGAGAAGCUGAAAGAGCAAUAACUGGUAUGGAACAGUGUUGUGGUCUAUUCACUUGUCCGUGUGGAAAGAAGUCCGAUUUUAAAGCCAAUGAAUCGACCUGGAAAUCAUCUGAAGAUCGUAAGGUGAUAAAUGGUCAACCUGCUCGAUCCAUGGAUGUUCGUGAUGGAGGUGGACCAGUUCGUAAUGGACCUUACAUUUCUCGAAUAACAAACGAUGCUCGAGAAGAUGAAAUGGAGGAAAAUUUAGUUGGUGUAUCUUCAGUUCUUGGUAAUUUACGUAACAUGGCAAUCGACAUGGGAUCAGAAAUUGGUUCACAAAAUGUUCAAUUGGAGAGAAUUAACCUUAAAGCCGAUUCGAAUAAAUCAAGAAUUCAAGGAGCCGCCGAAAGAACUCAGAAACUUCUCAAAUAGAUUUAGUUAUUUUAUCGAAACAAUUUGUUGAGUCUCAAAAUUAACGAUCUAUUUUCUUAUCUAUAAAUUCAGUUUUACAGUAACUAAUUGUCUUUUCUAAUUAUUAGUAUUUAAUCUUAAUCAUGUUACAAUUGGAGUUAUUUUUCUAGUUGCAAUUUCUCUCCCUCCUUCUCUCUCUCUCUCUCUCUCGCUCACUUGCUCUCAUUUCCUCUCUCUUCUUUGGGUUUUUAAUGAAUGAGAAAUGUGUAUUUUAAAUCUUGUUUUAUUGUUUGAAAUUAAACAAGAAAAUUUUUCUUAUUUUCACCCGAA
Messenger RNA from Panonychus citri (citrus red mite), 1421 nucleotides. RefSeq names its product synaptosomal-associated protein 25-like. Gene Ontology annotation, cellular component: plasma membrane; SNARE complex. The coding region runs from base 477 to 1112 and encodes 211 amino acids. The record is from RefSeq and is a predicted model, not a curated record. Gene Ontology annotation, molecular function: SNAP receptor activity; syntaxin binding. The transcript is spliced from 2 exons. Gene Ontology annotation, biological process: synaptic vesicle fusion to presynaptic active zone membrane; synaptic vesicle priming; exocytosis. Lineage: Eukaryota; Metazoa; Arthropoda; Arachnida; Trombidiformes; Tetranychidae.